GAGUUGAAAAAUAAUAGUUGAUGUUCACAGAUAUGUAAAAAGGAAGGAGUGUGUUUUGCAAUCAUACACAGGAAAGAAAAAGAGAGAGACAGAGAGAGCCAGAGAGAGAGGGGGGGAGGGAGAGAGAGAGAGAGAGAGAGAAAGAGAUUGUAACAGCAAGGGGCCGCUCCUUUUUCCUUUAUCGCCUGCUUCAUUUCACCGACACACAAGGCAAAUAAAGCAGCUCCUCAUCUCAAAGGCUGAUAUGAAUGGGACACAGUUUUCUGUCCAUGCAGUCAACCGGCUCCCAACGAGCUCCAACACCUCCAGCAGCCCUUGGCAGGUGGAGGCGGACCGGGGAGUCCAGAUGGCAGCUACGUUGCUCAUCUUCCUGGUGGGUGUACCUCUGAAUGGGCUGGUGGUUUGGGCACUCGGACUGCAGCAUAGUCGCCACCUGGUGCGCAGAGGCAGCGGCGAGGAGACGCGUGCUGCCAGCAGCUUCCGUAUUUAUGUCCUAAACCUGGCCCUGGCCGACCUGGUGCUGCUCCUGCGUACCCCCCUGAUGCUGGGCUACGUCGCUCACAACUACAGCUGGCCGUUCGGACGUGUCUUCUGCCACCUGGUGAUGUUCCUGCGAGGUCUGGGGCUGUACGCCUCCGCUUUCCUCCUCUGCGCCGUGGCCCUGGAGCGAUGCCUGUGCCUGCUGAGGCCCGUGUGGGCUCGACUGCGACGCCCCUACUGGGCCGUGCCCCUGGCCUGUGGCAUCUUGUGGCUGAUAGCCACCGUCCUGUCGGCCCCGUACCUCCAGAGAGCCGUCCUGAAGGACAUAAACGGGACCUUGCAGUGCCUGGAGAGUGGGAAGUUUGACAUGGGGCUGUUUGUCACAGAAACGAUAGCGGGCUUUAUGUUGCCCUUGCUGGUGUUCUUGGGCAGUAACCUGGCUGUAUUUCUCAGCAUUCGGCAUGCUGUGCCCCUAACACUCACCUCCCCUUCCAUGGCCCGCAGGAUGACCAGGAUGUACCACGUGCUGUUUUUCACCAUGCUCCUCUUCCUCACCUGCUGGGUGCCGUAUUUUGUUUGUCGGUUCCUGCGGGCCUUGGCUGACGGACGACCUGAACGGGCCACGCUGUACAAAGGAGCAGUUCAUGGCACAUACAUAUCUCUGUUCCUGGUGUACAUCAAGUGUGCCCUCAACCCGGUGCUCUAUGUGUUUGCUGCGCGAGGCUUAGGCCGCGCCAUCAGAGCUUCCGUCGUCUCCACUAUUCAAAGACUUUUCAACGAUGACUCCUCAGAGUCCAUACGUAGGAAAUCACUUAAGAGCUCACUUAAAAACUCACCAAUGUAGUUGAGAGGUCAACAACGUUUUAGUGUAAUAUGGAGUCGUUUGUGUUAAAAUCAUGAAUGCCUUUUGAUUUUUUUUAUGUUUUCAUUAAUAAAAUAAUAACUUUGAGCUGGUUUAUCCAUUUGCACAAUUUGCUCAUACUUCUCCAAAAAAUGUGGGCGGCGUAAAUAAAACUGAGAGGAAAAAGUUUGAUUCCGGACUCGGAUCGAUGGCUCCAGACGCCGUAAUUUUCAGAUGAAGACAUCUCGUGUCCCACGAUUUGUCAGAAAGAGAGUGAACAGUGAUGUGCAUGAGGAGGAAACACAGCCAAGAAGAUCUAUGGAAGCAGCUGUCAUCAGAGAAAAGUACAUGACUGAAGACGGCAGAAAUGCUGCUGCUGUUGCAGCACGCUGAAGGCAGGGUCAUAAUUCAUGAAUCGUCUUGUCUGUCGUUAAUGGGCAGGCAACACCCUCACGGCAAACGACACGCACAAAGUGAACGCCGACUUGUUUGCCAAUGCCAGUCUCCUGGCUGCAGGGUAAUCUUUUUUUCACAUGGACUCCUCCAAGGUGACGCAGCGUUAGGCGCACAUGUACUUUCUUUACCCAAUCCAAGGAACGUGAUAGGGAGUUGUUAUCAACUGUGACUCCAUCAAUCUGAUGAACUCAUGCUCAGGAUGAUAGAGGACUAAAGCACAGGAUGCUGAGCAGGAAGUAGACAUGUUGCAGGACCAUUAUCUCAUUGUGAUUGCCCAACGCUGUCUAACUGGACAAUAACUAAUGCAUAGAUAGCUUUAUCAUGGUGUGUUGUAUGUAAAAGGACACCCGUUCUGUAACAGUCCACACAACUAAUAAAACUGUCAUUGAUGGAA
Cyclopterus lumpus (lumpfish) is the source of this 2171-nucleotide messenger RNA. Its product is annotated as C5a anaphylatoxin chemotactic receptor 1. Gene Ontology annotation, cellular component: plasma membrane. Bases 245 to 1324 code for a protein of 359 amino acids. NCBI's taxonomy places the organism in Eukaryota, Metazoa, Chordata, Actinopteri, Perciformes, Cyclopteridae. The record is from RefSeq and is a predicted model, not a curated record. Gene Ontology annotation, molecular function: complement component C5a receptor activity; G protein-coupled receptor activity. Gene Ontology annotation, biological process: complement receptor mediated signaling pathway; inflammatory response; phospholipase C-activating G protein-coupled receptor signaling pathway. The transcript has 3 exons.